AAGACCGCAGUGAGUGCAGACGCAAGCAAACCAAGAUCGUGAAGACAUCGACCGUGCAGAGGCUUUGACGACAACAAGUAAAAAAUCCCACCAAGGAGCAAGAGGCAGGAUUUCCUGGCUCCACCUGUAUCAGAUCUUUCCCCCUUUUUUUGCUACACUGGUAGAGAGCGGUGCUCGUUGAGCAGCGCUUUCACACAGACGGGAACACGGAAGUCGUUGCGCUGGAGUGUGUCCUAAUGGCCGAGUCAGAGACUGAGUGUGACACGCCGGGCCUGGACACGUUAGGCUCGGAGUGUGUCAUAGCCCACACGCAGGUGGGCGACCUGCAUUAUGCAGCUGAAACAGAGAUCAUGACUCAGGAAGACAAACGAGGUCUUGACCUUGAGGCCAUUCAUGGCUCAGACCUUGCCAAAAUCCAGGGUCUAGGCCCUGAAUUGGGUGCGGUGACCUGUGUGGAUGCAGAUCAGAUAGUAACAGAGACGGAUCAUGAUUACACUAAGGCUGGAGACUCGGACCAGCAAUAUUUUGCAAGUGCAGACAUGGUCAAGUGUGAGGGCAAUGAAGCCCUGCUGGGGGAGGUGCUUCUGAAGGCAGAGAUGGGAGGAGCAGGGGCAGAGCAUGUAGUCAAAGUGGAGUCAGACCAUGGAGGAGAGCUAACAGUGGAGUCAGAGAAUGGUGUUGUCAUCCACGAAGCACACGGUCUGCAGUGCAAUGAAUGUGGAGAGAUCUUUGGCAGCAUGACAGACCUGCACCAACACUUUGAAAUCCAUAAAGCGACCAAUCCCUAUAUCUGUGUCCACUGUGGCGAGAGCUUUGCGGUAGAGUCCAGCCUGAAGAGCCACAUGAAGAUUCACAUGAAGGAGAAGAGCUAUGCUACCACUGGAGAGGAGAUGGUGGGCAAAGGAGUCAUGGACGCAUUCAACCUGAAGCCCCACCAGAUUUUGCAUUCCCCUGAAAAGCCCCACCGGUGCUCAGAGUGCGGCAAGAGCUUUGCCGCAGCCAUCACCCUCAGAGAGCACAUGAAGAUGCAUUCUGACGACAAGCCGUACAAGUGCACCCAGUGCAGGAAGAGCUUUGUCCGGCGACGUCACCUGAAAAAACACCAGGAGAUGCACGCCCGCGAAAAGCCGUUCAACUGCGGCCAAUGUGGCAAAGGCUUUGCUACCGCUUCCAACCUGAAACAGCACCAGAAGACUCACUCUGGCGAUAACAAGCCGCACCGAUGCGCCCAGUGUGGCAAAGCCUUUGCUGCGGCAGCCACUCUGAAAGAGCACCAGAGAAUUCACUCGGGAGAGAAACCAUACAAGUGCAACAUGUGCAGGAAGAGCUUUGUAAGAAAGCGCCAUCUGAAGAAGCAUCAGCUGGUUCACUCUGGAGGAAAGCCCUACCGAUGCUCCCAGUGCGAAAAGGGCUUCAACCACUCCUCAUCUCUUUCAAGACACCACAAAGUUCACCUGGAGGCCAAGAUGUACUCCCAGACUGACAAGGAUUUCUUUGGAAACCAGAUGAAAAGGAACGUGCACGUGGGUGAAAAGCCAUACAGUUGCAACCACUGUGAGAAGAGCUUCAAUCACUCGUCCUCCUUGUCCAGACACCAGAGAACUCACUCCGAUGGCAAGUCGUAUACCUGUGCCCACUGUGGAAAGAGGUUCAACCACUCCUCGUCCUUGGCAAGACACCAGCGUGUUCACUGGGAUGAGAAAGCCUCUUAUGGUGCUGUAGCGCCGGGCAAGAGCUUCUCUCAUACCAUCCUAAAGCAGAGGAUCCUGUCCUCGGAGAAGCCCUACAGGUGCUCGCAGUGUGGGAAGGGCUUUAAUCACUCAUCGUCCCUGUCUAGACAUCAUAGAAUUCAUAUAGAUCAGUGAGGGUAUAGCUAGGUUUUGUGCUGGUGAAUAUUUCCCAGUUUGUCCCCAGCUUUAACCCAGUCAUUUCAGGCCAACUUUAAGCAACAUUUACGUUGAUGACUAAAACAUAAUGUAGAGGCUAGUUUUGGCCUGAGCUGAAGGGACUUAACCCCUUUACUGAUAGUAAGAUUUUUGGUUAGGUCCUUUAACUUUUUAUGAGCGAUGAAUUUCAGUAAGUUGUCUGACAUUGUGUGGAUUCCCUUCUGUGAUUGUGCAUAUAUUCAGCUUGAUUUGAUACAGCGCCUCUGUUUUUAAAAUGACACCUGUAUGAUAAAGAUGUUAACUUGUGGUGAUUUGGUGAAUGCUGACCCUGGCUAGUUCAGUUACGCUGAGUCUGAACCGAAAAAAAUUGAGACUUUUUUUUGCAUCUCAUUGCAUCCUUUUUGACGUCAACUCAGUCAAGAGCCUCAGAUAUAAUUGACGACCAAUAAAAGAGAUCCUGACUGAACCAGUCACUUUGUCCUUGUAUCUAAACCCCUCUUGCCACCUCAGUGGGUUCCCAAGCUGGUAUCAAUUGUAAAUACUUGUUGAUUUUUUUUAUAUACAUAUGUAUAGGUGACUAGUGUGAAGUUUUGUUCUGAAAUGGAGCUUUUUCCCUUUUUUUUUUCCCCCCUUCCCUCUCCAUUUUUUUGGUGCAUCACCCAGUUAGUUGUCAUCUGUAGUACAGAGAUGUGUAAUGGGAUGGUGACUGUCAGCUAAGGAAUAUGGCUCCAUUCAUCUUAUUAAAACUCAUGAUGUGUAAGUUUCUGUAAGCAGAGCGGACUGUGCAGCAGCAUCAGGAGCCAUGCUAGUCUGCUGAUGUGGUUGGAGAACUUAAACAACAAAAAGAAACAAAACAAAAAACUGAAGUGAGAAAAAAAAGAUUUAAAAGCUAAUUACUUACAGUAGCAGGUUGUUCUAAGGCCUAAGUGAUCAUGCCUCUAACACCCAGGAAAUGGCGCCCUUCUCUGGCUGAUCUCCAGCCUUGUGUUUUGCCUGCUUUGUUAUGACCAAAAACUGAGGAGCCAAAAAGCAUUUCCCUGGCUAGAGGAAGGGGUGGAAAUCUUCUCAUGGAGCUCUUUAAAGUCAACAGGCUCUUAGACUUUGUUUGGCUCUUUAGUGGUUAGAUUGCAGAUUAAAAUUCUAAGUUGCUGUCAGACACAAGUUCCAUAAUGUACCCUUUAAUACCCACCACCAAAUAUGUGUUAGCAGGUGAGCUGUGCAUAUUUACAAAGUUAUUCCUCGCUUAUUGGUAUGGAAACUACUUCAGUCAGCAGUGUAUAGCAUAUAGUUAACUUAUAUUCUGAGUACAUUUCUGCAGUUUAUCAAAAUUUACAGUGUAAUUGUGUAUACUUAUCAAACAGAAUGAUAUCGCUUGCUUUCCCCAACACAGAUUCAGGGCUUGGUUUUGUGUUUCCCAAAAUUCCAUGGGUUUGCGCUUUCUACUCACAGCUCUGUGUAUGGAGAAUCUUUUACAAACGGAUGUAUUUUUUUAAAUAUUGGUUUGGGUCAUGUGAAAGGGAAAUGAAAGGAAUACUGUUUUUAUGGGAGUGAACGUGGUGUUGAACAUUUUUUCUUUCCUUUUUCUUUUCCUUUGGAUAACAAUUGUGCUUCAAAGCGUAGCAUAGGCUUAUUCAUUGUGUUAGAUAGGUGCCUUAUUGCAUGCAGUGUAGAAAUAUAUGCUGAGCUGUAAUUAAAAAAAGAGGUUUUGGCUAUUCGUCCCUUUGUUCCUAUACAUACUAACCAACAUUUUAAUUUGACUUCAUACUUUUUUUUUUUUUUUUUUGCUCCUCUGUAUAUGAGUAUGUUUACACUGUUAUUUCUGUCGUUUAAUUUCCCAGUCUUUGUCAAUUUGGCCUCAGUGUAGAGUAUUUAGAGGUUAUAAUAAGAGGUUCCAGUACAGUUGAUCCAUAUCUUGAUUGCCCUCUAUUUAGUGGUCAAAACUUGUUCCAUUUGUCUGUCCCUCAUCUUUGAGUGGCUCAUAUAUGGACAAAUAAAGGUUGUUGACUAUCAA
Chanos chanos (milkfish) is the source of this 3897-nucleotide messenger RNA. Its product is annotated as zinc finger protein 883. The coding region runs from base 237 to 1865 and encodes 542 amino acids. Gene Ontology annotation, molecular function: RNA polymerase II transcription regulatory region sequence-specific DNA binding; DNA-binding transcription factor activity, RNA polymerase II-specific. Gene Ontology annotation, biological process: regulation of transcription by RNA polymerase II. The transcript has 2 exons. The record is from RefSeq and is a predicted model, not a curated record. Lineage: Eukaryota; Metazoa; Chordata; Actinopteri; Gonorynchiformes; Chanidae. Gene Ontology annotation, cellular component: nucleus.